Messenger RNA from Solanum tuberosum (potato), 1005 nucleotides. RefSeq names its product histidine-containing phosphotransfer protein 4-like. Bases 60 to 473 code for a protein of 137 amino acids. The record is from RefSeq and is a predicted model, not a curated record. Gene Ontology annotation, biological process: cytokinin-activated signaling pathway; phosphorylation; phosphorelay signal transduction system. The transcript is spliced from 6 exons. NCBI's taxonomy places the organism in Eukaryota, Viridiplantae, Streptophyta, Magnoliopsida, Solanales, Solanaceae. Gene Ontology annotation, molecular function: protein histidine kinase binding; histidine phosphotransfer kinase activity. Gene Ontology annotation, cellular component: nucleus; cytoplasm.
CAAAGAAAUUAUAUUUGUUUACAAUAUUCAAUUUUUCAUUCCUUUUUAAGUUAAAAAAAAUGGAGAACCAAAAGAAACGCCAAGCUGCUUACAUGAAGAGAAGCCUCUUGGAUCAGGGAUACCUUGAUGAACAAUUUAUUCAUCUUGAAGAAUUGCAAGAUGAUGCAAACCCUAACUUUGUUGAAGAAGUUGUCAAGUUGUAUUACACAGAUUCAGCUAGAUAUGUUCGAAAUAUUGAACUUGCAUUGGAAAAUGGACCCUAUGAUUUUGCUAGACUGGAUAAUAUGAUGUACCAAUUCAAGGGUAGCAGUUCAAGCAUUGGUGCCAGAAGAGUAAAAAGACACUGUUCUCAGUUUCAGGAAUACUGUAAUGCAAAAAAUAUAGAGGGGUGCAGAAACACUUUCCAAGAAGUGAAGCAAGAGUAUGAUACUCUAAAGACUAAGCUUGAGACUUACUUUCAGAUGGAAAGAUAGUUUCACUGAUGUUGAAAGCAAGCAUCAGAUUCGAAGUGAACAAGCCCAUCAUCAUGACCUUCCUUCAAGUAGCUGAUAUACAUGUAUCCAAUAAAGGAUAAUUGGAUAUUGUAGCAUAUAUACAAUAUUCUUAUCUAGAAAUAAUAAUAACUAUAUGGCAUUGAAAAAAUGUAUUUGCCAUUCUGUUGUUUAAAACCUGUCAAAGUUUAUUAAUGCAAAGUUCAUGUUUCCAAUAGAACAGCUCUUUUUGUCUUCUAUUUCCAGAAAAAUAAAUAAAAAUUGACACCCAACGGCCUCCAUGACAGUGUCGUAAAUACUUGUCCAUCCACGUUCAGUGUUUACAUCAAAUCAAACAAUUAAACCUUAGCAAUUGAAAACUAAAGAAUAAAUGUCACUUAACCAAGGUCGUGAUAAUUGUUUGUAUGAAAAACACAUGUUUGCAUCAAUUGAGUUGGUGUAAACAUUGUUUCUCUUAGUUAAACCUAUGAAAAUGGCAAUUUAAAUCAAUUUCAAUUUUCAUAUUUACAACAAU